This is a messenger RNA of Liolophura sinensis, 2656 nucleotides long. RefSeq names its product ankyrin repeat, SAM and basic leucine zipper domain-containing protein 1-like. Gene Ontology annotation, biological process: mitotic metaphase chromosome alignment; regulation of mitotic spindle organization; positive regulation of microtubule polymerization. Gene Ontology annotation, cellular component: spindle pole. The transcript has 4 exons. The record is from RefSeq and is a predicted model, not a curated record. Gene Ontology annotation, molecular function: protein binding. Bases 46 to 1692 code for a protein of 548 amino acids. Lineage: Eukaryota; Metazoa; Mollusca; Polyplacophora; Chitonida; Chitonidae.
GGCAUACGCUUUUCAUUUUUGCACUGUCAACAAUUUACAAUUACUAUGUCACUAGAAUUCAGUUACAGAAAUGUUCCAGAGAACACAUAUUCGGAUAGUAGCAACAAAGGGCAGACAAAUUUACGACGGCGGACGAAAAUAACCGAGAAGAAGAUUGCAGACGAUGAGUUUAUGGCCGCAUCGAUCGGAGAUGUGGAAUGGUUGAAGCAGAGCCUUCGGGACAAAAAAGAUGGUCUAAGUUUUGAUAAAAAUGGCCUCACACCACUGCACUUAGCAGCGAUUCACGGGAGAUUAGACUGCUUGAAACUGUUGAUAGAAAAGCACAAAGUGGAUGUUAAUUUGCCGAGUACAACAGGUUGGCGGCCAGUCCACCUGGCUAUCAGCAACCAGACAGGAAAGCGGGCGCUACAGUGCUUGACAUAUCUGCUCAACAAAGGAGCUGACCCUUCGGUAACAAAUGAGGAUGGCAUAACGCCUUGCCAUCAGGCUGCUAGUGAAGGUCAUGUGCAAUGUCUUAAGCUUUUGAUUGAGGUAAAUGCAAAGGUGAGUGGGAAGGACUGUAGAGACCACACACCCCUGGACCUGGCUAAACUGUGGGGUCACAGAAAGUGUGCCAGAAUUUUGUCAGCUGAGAUAUGGCACAAAGAGAAGGAUCAUGUUGCCAAGGAAAUGAAUCAGUUGAAACGACUAAAGAUGCAACAAGUUCUCAAAGAACUGGAUCAAGAGGAACAGUUUAAAGCAGACCAAGAAUUCUAUGGAGACAUUGCUUUUAAAGAAUGGAUGACCAAGCACAAGUUGGACAAAAAGCCAAAAGGAACUUCAGAAAUGAAACAGUCCGACCUUGCAAAGAAGGAGAAAAGUAAGAUAGGAAAAGAGUCACUGUACAAGGCAAACAGCAUGAGGCCCAAACCAGCGCCUAAAGUUGUGUCAAAACCACCUAUGAAAACUGAAGAGUUUCAGGGGAGAAAAGGUUAUGAUAGUUUUAGAUUAAGCAGUUUGCCUGAGAACCCAGAGUCACAGCAAAAAGAGGAAUGUAGACAUGUAGUCACACCACAAAGGAAGAAGAGUGCACCCCCUAACACCAUAUACACAAACCCUAAUGAGUGGGUCAAGUCAACUAAAGUGCCACCCACAGAGUACACAGUAAACUUGUCUGAUGACUAUCCCAGAGAUGCUUACACCAUGAUGCCUAUCGCAGGCGAUGCCCCCAAAUUUUAUGAUGGUUCCUUCUGGCGUAAAAUCGAGACGCCCAAGCAUGAGGCGGAGAAGCUACGGGGAAAGAAAUUGAGAAAUCCAGAUUUACCCCAUGAAAUGGUUGAGAGGGUGAUGUCGCGAGACCACUCCCGCCAGCAGCGACCGUUCAUCUUCAAGCCAGUCCAUAUUCACGAUGUCAACGUCAAAAGAAAAUUACGGAAGGAAAUAAUGCCACGCAGCGAGGCAUCUUUGCACAUGUGUGAUGACAUAUCCUCCAUUCUGUUUCAGCAGUCUCUCCAGGAGAGCGGUUUACGCCCAGGCUCAUCCAAUUCUCCCUCCAGCAAGUCCUCUUCACGCACGACAAUAACUUCUGAUUUAGAUAGACAGGACAGGGCUUAUUCCGAAACCAAAAUUCUGACUGCACUGCAAAACUUGUCUACCCCAAAAUACUAUCCCCCUGUACGAGGCGAAGAGUAUGACCUGCACCUUGUUAAGUAAUUUAGGGCAAAUUAUGCUGGCUUUUAUGUUUGUAUAAAUGAUUGAAACCUCACUUGGCAGAUGAAACUGUAUACAAUUUCAGGUUGGACAAACAAUACAUUUUACUCUCUACGAAAAGCAUUAUGUCUACAGGAAAACCCUGCGGUCAGUCCAUUUUGCCUCUGCAUUUAUAUGUAAACCAAGCUGAUUUAUAAUAAAUGACAUCAACCUACAUAUCUUAUAUACAUCCAUGUACAUGUAUGUGCAUGUUGUUAAUAUAUAUACAUUUAGAUUCUAAAUGCACAAUCAUUAAACAAAAAUCAUAAUAGUCCCAAUAUAUUUUUCAAAACUGUUUGACUAGGAAGUCGAGCAAUAUGGAAGUUUUGACUUUCGAGAAUACAAUAUGAUGAUGACGUAGCUGUGACGUUGAUUUAUGGCUUGAUGAGGCCGUGGGGAUUUAUGAUGGACUGAAAAUUGAUUUGCCUCAUCGUGCUACAGUGCUAUAAAUUCACUCGCAAAGGCGCAUCAAGAUGAUCUUGUAACAUCAAAACUUGAAGCUCCCAUGCUGCAUUUAAUGGGCAUGACUUUUGUGAUAAGUUAUUAGCCGAGGUACUGCUACCCUUUAUUCAGAUGCAUGAUAAAGGGAGAUAACUCAAGGGAGAUAACCCGUUCAUCCUUCCAACUUAAAACACGAACUGAACUCCCAAUCAUCACACAUGGCUACACCCGGUUUUACUGUGACAUUUGUAGCUGUUGAUCAUGACAUUCUUACGGGUUCAAAGGUAUUAAUGACAUAGGUUUAUAAUUGUUUUAAAUACCACAGUUUAUUGAUUAACUAGUGUUCUUGCUGACUGAAAUGUUGUUCAACAUGUUUCUAGUGAUAAUGAAAUUAUGUUUUUUAUUAUUGUUGAUUUGUGUAGAUUGUUUUUGUUGUUAACUGCUGAUGGUAUAUAUAGGUAGUAUGUUAUAAUACUAUAUGUUGGUG